ACCACUCACAAAACAAAAGCAAAUAACUUAUCUGAUACACUGUGAACUUGACCACAAGUUUCCAUGGAGAAAACAAUUCAUAUUGCAGUUGUUCCAGGUGUUGGAUAUAGCCAUUUGGUCUCUAUUCUUCAAUUCUCCAAGAGACUUGUUCAACUUCAUCCAAACUUUCAUGUCACAUGUUUCAUUCCCUCACUUGGAUCUCCCUCAACUACCACAAAAUCUAUCCUUCAAACUCUUCCAUCAAACAUCAACCAUACUUUUCUUCCACCUGUGAACCCUAAUGACCUACCACAAGGGACUACCAUGGAAAGCCAAAUGCACCUCACACUGAAUAACUCUCUCCCAUAUUUACAUCAGGCUUUGAAGUCUUUGGCUAAAGAAAUUCCCCUUGUGGCCUUGGUGGUUGAUUGUUUUGCAUUUGAAGCACUGAGUAUUGGUAAGGAAUUCAACAUGUUGUCCUAUAUUUACUACCCUACAGCUGCUACUACACUUGCUUGGAUCUUCUAUUUGCCUAAGUUGGAUGAAGAAACAUCAUGUGAGUAUGGAGAUAUACCAGUGCCUAUAAAAAUACCAGGUUGUGUACCAAUCCAUGGCAGGGAUCUCAUGAGCCCAACUCAAGAUAGGUCAAGUCAAGCUUACAAACAAUUCCUCGCACUUCUUAAACUUUUAAGUUUUGCUGAUGGUGUUCUUGUUAAUAGCUUCCUAGAAAUGGAGAUGGGUCCUAUAAGUGCAAUGAAAGAUGAAGGAAGUGAAAACCCUCCUGUGUAUCCUGUUGGACCCAUCAUCCCGACGAUAGAAAGUUCCGGUGAUGCUAAUCAUGGGUUGGAAUGUCUAACAUGGUUGGAUAAACAGCAACCUUGUUCAGUUUUGUAUGUGUCUUUUGGGAGUGGCGGUACACUUUCACAAGAACAAAUUGUUGAGCUGGCUUUGGGUUUGGAAUUGAGUAAUAAGAUAUUCUUGUGGGUUUUGCGAGCACCAAGUAGUAGUUCAUCUAGUGCAGGAUAUUUUUCAGCACAAAAUGAUGCUGACACUUGGCAGUUUUUGCCAUCCGGGUUCUUGGAGAGAACCAAGGAGAAAGGUUUUGUCAUUACAUCAUGGGUGCCGCAGAUUCAAAUCCUAAGUCACAACUCAGUCGGCGGGUUCUUGACUCAUUGUGGCUGGAAUUCAACCCUAGAGAGUGUGGUGCAUGGUGUGCCACUAAUAACAUGGCCUCUAUUUGCUGAGCAGAAAAUGAAUGCGGUUUUGUUGAGUGAAGGACUAAAAGUGGGAUUGAGGGCAAGUGUUAAUGAAAAUGGCAUAGUGGAAAGGGUAGAGGUUGCUAAGGUGAUCAAGUGUCUCAUGGAAGGGGAAGAAGGUGAGAAAUUGCGCAAUAACAUGAAGGAAUUAAAAGAAUCUGCUUCGAAUGCUGUCAAAGAAGAUGGUUCUUCUACAAACACUAUUUCUCAAUUAGCACUCAAGUGGAGAAAUUUAGUGUAGGAAAACCUAAAAAAAUCCUUGGUGCAUAUCUUUAUGUGUUGUUCCUCUUCAACGCGUUCACAUCAAGAUUCAUGGUGCAUCAUCUCCUAAUAACUUGAUAAUAUAGUCAAAUUACAAAUCUAUAGCAAUAAUAGCAGAAUGAGAGUAGUCAAAAUUACAAACUUAAUCUUUGUAAUUUACAAAGAAGGGAUUGUUUGAAAAUCAAAUCCUAAGUGUAUAUCUUUCUGUUUCGUUGCUAAUUGAUACAUUUGGGAUUUCAUCAAA
Messenger RNA from Medicago truncatula (barrel medic), 1740 nucleotides. Its product is annotated as hydroquinone glucosyltransferase. The record is from RefSeq and is a predicted model, not a curated record. NCBI's taxonomy places the organism in Eukaryota, Viridiplantae, Streptophyta, Magnoliopsida, Fabales, Fabaceae. Bases 64 to 1476 code for a protein of 470 amino acids. Gene Ontology annotation, molecular function: UDP-glycosyltransferase activity. The transcript has a single exon.